AUGGCUCUUAAUAUUGAUAGCUCCAAUGCCACAUUAUGGAACUGCUCACACCAGCGGCAAAACGAUCCUCUAAACAUCUCAUCACCAAGAGCAAACUAUGUGCCGCCGCUAAACUUUUCUCUUGUUGAAGACGAGAUAUAUCGCAGUGGGUUUCCCAUGCCUAUAAACUAUCCAUUCUUGCAACAACUCAAAAUCAAAACAAUCAUAUACUUGGGUGAUCUAGGAGAGGAAAAACCGAAAAAGAAAGCCAAGGACGAUAAGAAGCCCAAAGGUGGUGAUGAGGGAACUAAAGAAAAAAAGCCAAAAAAAGACAAGCAUGGCACAACCGAAAUACUAGAAAACUACAAAGCGUGGAUUGCUACUACGGACAUCAAUUUCCAUCAUUUAGUGAUGCACUCUUCACAGGAACCUUUCAUUCUGAACACACAAGAGGGAGCGCAAACUGCGUUGAUUGGAGCGUUGAGUCUCAUGCUCGAUAAGCGGAACUUUCCGAUUCUAAUACACUCUAACAAGGGCAAACACAGAAUAGGGGUUCUUGUAGGCUUGAUGCGCAAAAUUUUUCAGGGCUGGUGCAUGAGUGGGAUCUUCGAAGAGUAUGAAAAGUUUGCCAUGGGCAAAUCAGAGUACGAUUUGGAAUUCAUUGAGUUAUGGCAACCCGAAUUAGCUUAUGAGGAAGCUCACCUCCCAGAGUUUGUUAGAAUAUGA
Molecule: messenger RNA, 705 nt
Organism: Metschnikowia bicuspidata var. bicuspidata NRRL YB-4993
Lineage: Eukaryota; Fungi; Ascomycota; Pichiomycetes; Serinales; Metschnikowiaceae
Exons: 2
Coding region: 1-705 (234 amino acids)
Cellular component (GO): cytoplasm
Molecular function (GO): inositol diphosphate tetrakisphosphate diphosphatase activity; phosphatase activity
Source: RefSeq, a predicted model, not a curated record